GGUUCCAGAAGAUCGUUGAUCACUUGACCUUCUGUCGCCGCCGGCUCUUGGGACUCUUUUGGAAGGAGUUCAAUCCAAAACGUUCGGGUAAUUCCCACAAAGAAGGUUAUGGAUUGCCGACAAAAGAGGUUGACCCUGUGCAUAUGCCCGUCGGUAAGCGAAUUGGUCUGCAGGUUGUUGGAGACCAAUUCUUAGGUAACGACUACAGUACAGUAUGUACUGUACAUUGGAUAGGUUUUCUAUGUGGGUGGGAAAAUAUCCGGAUGGUCCAUAUGGUUAUGAUGUCCAGGAUAGUAUUUGCUCUUUGCUGUGUGUGUAUACAACUGGUAGCCCUAGAAACCUGGCAAAUGUUUAUGUAUACAUGCUUGGGAGUAUCAUUGUUAUUGUUAUUUGUUAUUGUUGUCAAAUAAAUGAUUAUUACUUUUACUCCGUAGUCAUAGGUGAGAGGAGAGUGAU
Messenger RNA from Aspergillus caelatus, 456 nucleotides. RefSeq lists its product as uncharacterized. The transcript is spliced from 2 exons. Bases 144 to 410 code for a protein of 88 amino acids. NCBI's taxonomy places the organism in Eukaryota, Fungi, Ascomycota, Eurotiomycetes, Eurotiales, Aspergillaceae. The record is from RefSeq and is a predicted model, not a curated record.